This is a messenger RNA of Haliotis rufescens (red abalone), 1949 nucleotides long. RefSeq lists its product as uncharacterized. Bases 1 to 807 code for a protein of 268 amino acids. The transcript is spliced from 2 exons. NCBI's taxonomy places the organism in Eukaryota, Metazoa, Mollusca, Gastropoda, Lepetellida, Haliotidae. The record is from RefSeq and is a predicted model, not a curated record.
AUGCCGCGCAAUACUAAAAGGGGUGGUAGUCCAGUAACAGUUCGUUCCAAGACUAUGAAGACUAGGGGAGCGGGUAGGAAGAGGCGACGUGUGGAGGAACGGGAAGACCUAACGGCAAAACACAGCAAACAGUCUGAGGACAUUAGGCCUAUCGUCGGGCCGUCAGACAGCAUGGCGCCAACGGCGGGAAACCCCAGCGGGGCUCCUGGACCAAGUACGUCUGACAGUGGGACCAUUAGACACGAGGUAUGGAUUAUUGGAUCCUCUUACGUCUACUGGUCACACCGACGGGCACUCAAACUACACCUUGGAAAGAACCUGCGGUUAGAUUCUGCUAAUAUCACAUGGUUUGGCAUCAGAGGUAUGCAUUGGUCAGGCUUGCUUCCAUUGCUUAGGAAAAAAUUGCAAUACCUCCAAUCACCAGAUACAUUGGUAAUACAUCUGGGAUCCAAUGAUUUAGUCACUAUGAGAAGCAUUGAUCUUGGUAGAGACAUAGAGCAGGACAUGCACACAAUCACAGACUUGUUACCAAAUGUGCAGUUAAUUUGGUCAGAGAUGUUUCCUCGGAGAGCAUGGAGAGGUGCAGAAUCACUUGCGGCAAUCGAGAGGAAGAGGAAGCGGGUAAACAGGAAAGCAAUUGAGCCAGUAACAAAGCUUAAGGGGCUUUUCGUCAGACAUGAUAUUGUGGCUAGAGAUUCUGGUUUGUAUAGGGAGGAUGACAUUCAUCUGUCAGAGAUUGGCAAUUCUAUUUUCGUUCAUGAAUUACAAGAAGCACUUUUUCAGGCUAUUCCUUCUGCUGCACUUUAACCCGUGCAACUUGGUGGCGAUGACCGUGUAGGUACACGAUCUGUGGCGGCGGAGGGAGGGACUUUAGGUUAGUUAGAUUACAAAUAAGGCCCAGUAUGGUUACCCUCUUGGGCAUGUAUUAUUCAGUCUGGGGAGUUCAUUGCUAUGGUUACCCUUGCAGUUUGAACCCCUGGUUUAAUGUGCUAGUUAGGGUUGGGGCUUAUUGAUGGUUACUCUGAUAAGACCAAUCCCUACGUUAUGUAAUGGGCACCCAGGUUGAUGGUUUAAAAGGUAGCUACUUAUGCAUGGUUACCCUCUUAAGUUAGCUUUCUUCAGUCUGAUGUGCCCAUCACCAUGGUGCUCAGGCAGUUAGGGACCCCUCCCUCCUUGGGUGUCGCCACCAACUCGCAUUUAAUAAACUGUGCCAUUUUCACCCACAGCCAUAUUUCUUUGUUGUAUGUUACCAAUUUGCAAGCUGAAGGUAUAAUUAAUUUUAUUAUACAUGUAUAAAAUAAAAUUCAUUUAUAGCUUUGCAGCAAACAUAGCUAUUUUCUGUUCCAUCAUUCAGUAUCAAGUCUGCGGAGGUAAUUAUGUAAGUUGUGCAAUCGCAAUUCUGCGAGCAUGCCAGUUUUCAUAGUUUCGGCCUUUCCGAACCAACAGCCGAUCAAGCAACACGUUUCAAAUUCCCACCCAGCCCUCCCUUUGGCUCAUUUACUAUUAUGAUGUAAUAUUUUAAUACAUACUUUCUUCAUUUAUUAUUAAUGUUAGACAUGUUAAUGUGAUGUUUUCAUUAUUGCACAUGCUAUUUCUAGUAUCAAUUAUACUUGUUCGCCGCUUUUUGCUUUUAUGUUGCAGUGCUCCACAGCUGACCAUCUUUUGACAUCUCAGUUGGCACAAAUGAACUGUACUACUUGGUGUGUUCUAGACAGAUUGUGUGAAAUCAUGUGUAUAUUCAUUCGGUGUCAACUAGGCAACUACACCGCACCAGUGACGCCAUUCAAAGCAUUCCGUAUUUUCUUGAGUAAACUGCGCAUUUAUUUAAAAAAAACUCACAGCUGUGUAGAAGGGGGGGCGCAUUAUACAAGAAGUAAUGAGACAUUACCGUGAGCACGUAACACCGGAAAUACCAUGUCAACAAAUCCAUACUGAAGUACGCAAAUUAA